Molecule: messenger RNA, 1345 nt
Organism: Panonychus citri (citrus red mite)
Lineage: Eukaryota; Metazoa; Arthropoda; Arachnida; Trombidiformes; Tetranychidae
Exons: 3
Coding region: 43-564 (173 amino acids)
Source: RefSeq, a predicted model, not a curated record
GUUGAAAAAUAUUAUUUAUCAGAUUAAUAAGAAUAAGUCAUCAUGUUGAUAAUCAAAUCGGUUUUGGUAAUUGUUUUAAUCACUUUAACUCUCACUGAUUGUAUCAAUGGGGAAUAUUUAAUUUCUGGAUCUCAAUUAAAUGAAGCCUGUUCUAUGAGUGCCCAUUUAUUGUCCAGCGGUUUAGAAGAUGAUCAAGUUGAAAAAAUUGUCGUUCAUAAAUUGUUACAAUUAAAUCGUAAAUCAAAACCCGGUAAAAAGCCAUCACUUGGAUAUGCAUAUUUAGCUGGUGGUGGAAGUGGUCCAGUUGCUCAAACAGGAACAAUGAAUUUCAGUGUUUCAAAUAUAAUCCAAGCUACAAUAUCACUAAUGAAUUGUCGAAUCAGAGCUAACUGUCUACCAGUUACUGAAACUUGUUCAUAUAUUAAUUUCCCUGAUCAAAUCGAUUUAGAUAAUCAUGAACAUAUUAGUACUUUAACCCAACAAAUUAUGUUCAAGAAAAUUUUUGCUCAUAGAUGUAACCUCAAAUUACUUUCUUCACCUCUUCGAAUCAAUGAUCAAUUUUAAGACACUAAAUUAGCACAAUUAAAUAAAAUUCACAUCUUUAUCUCAAUUCUUAAAAAUGCAUGAUUAUUCAAUCUUGUCAAUUUUGGAACAUGUAUGUACGUAUGGUUGUUAUAAACCAACAAAGUUGACAUUUUGAUAGCAACUGUUACUGAAACAUUGGGCUGAAUAUGGAAAUUAAAUAAAAUAAUUGUUUUUGCUAAAAUUUAUUCGAUCAUUCGAGUUGAUGUUCCCAUCUAAUUGUGGUUUUACUUGUGUUUUAAUUACUGAAGAUAAAUCAGUAUAAUGUCACUUAUUAGAUGGAUCUGCUUAUCUAAUACUUUGAUCACUUUGUUUCUUAUUGAAUAUACUGAUGGGAAAUAUUUGGUCUCACGAUCUGAAUUGGAUGAAGCUUGUUCAGUUAGUGUCCGUUUAUUGUCCAGUGGUUGGAAGGAGGAUCAAAUUGAACCAAUUGUCGUUCACAAGUUGUUAAAAUUAAAUCGACAAUCGAAACCAGGUAAAAGUCUUCCCCUUGGAUAUAACAACUCUGAUACUCGAAUUCGUGCUGGAUCAAAUUCUCAAUCAGGACCAUUCAAUCUCAAUGUUGGAAAUUUUAUCAACGCAACAGUCAACCUGAUGAAUUGUGUCGCUUUAGCACUUAACUGUUUCCCGUUAACCAAAACUUGUCAAUAUUUAAAUUUUCCCGAUCAAGUUGAUUUUGAUGAUGAAAAGCAAAUCAACUCUAUAGCCCAUCAGAUUAGAUUGAAAAAAGAUUUUGUCCAUAGAUGUGAUCUUAAACUGCUGU